GGUCGCUCUCACGCUCUUCGUGCCCGCCGCCUCCCCUCCCCGCCCCGCCCCAUGGCCUCCAUCGCCGGAUCCGCCCUCUCCUUCGCCAGGCCCGUCAAGGCAAUCGGCACCAACUCGCUGUCUUUCUCCAGUGCAACGAGGGGUAAUGCAUUUCUCCGCCUUCAGCCGGUGCCCAUGAGAUUUGCAGUUUGCUGCUCGGCAAAAAAGGAAACAGUGGACAAGGUUUGUGACAUCGUCAAGAAGCAGCUUGCUGUUCCAGAAGGCACUGAAGUUGUCGGUGCCACCAAGUUCUCUGACCUUGGAGCAGAUUCACUCGACACGGUUGAGAUCGUGAUGGGCCUUGAGGAGGAGUUUGAAAUCAGCGUGGAGGAGUCGAGCGCACAGGCGAUCGCGACAGUUGAAGAUGCUGCCACGCUCAUCGACAAGCUUGUCUCCGCAAAGUGCGCUUAAGGAAGGGAGGUCAUAAAUUGUGAUGCUGGAAGCUCUAAAGCUAGUGGUCCUACGUUGGGUCGAUCCUUGUUGUUCUACCAUAGGUUUUAUUAUGUGGACUCUAGAGGCUUGUUGAUUUUCUUAGGACUAUUGUCCCUGCUUUGUGGUAAUAAGAUAAUUGUUGAAGUAAUUAAGGUGCUGAACAUCUGGGUUGUUAGUUUGAGCGGCGCAGGUUGCUGUAUACAUUUCUUGUGCCAUAAAAGAAGAAUGUGCGGGUACUGUACUAGGCAACUACAUCAGCGUGUACACUUAACUUGUGAUUUUUCGUGUUUUCACUUA
Molecule: messenger RNA, 768 nt
Organism: Lolium rigidum
Lineage: Eukaryota; Viridiplantae; Streptophyta; Magnoliopsida; Poales; Poaceae
Product: acyl carrier protein 3, chloroplastic-like
Exons: 4
Coding region: 52-450 (132 amino acids)
Biological process (GO): fatty acid biosynthetic process
Molecular function (GO): acyl carrier activity
Source: RefSeq, a predicted model, not a curated record